Molecule: messenger RNA, 1198 nt
Organism: Chenopodium quinoa (quinoa)
Lineage: Eukaryota; Viridiplantae; Streptophyta; Magnoliopsida; Caryophyllales; Amaranthaceae
Product: homologous-pairing protein 2 homolog
Exons: 6
Coding region: 161-841 (226 amino acids)
Biological process (GO): meiotic strand invasion involved in reciprocal meiotic recombination; homologous chromosome pairing at meiosis; meiotic joint molecule formation
Cellular component (GO): condensed nuclear chromosome; DNA recombinase auxiliary factor complex
Molecular function (GO): double-stranded DNA binding; recombinase activator activity
Source: RefSeq, a predicted model, not a curated record
ACCAUUAAAGCGACGACGAAUUGAACAAAAAUAGAAGACGCAACACUGCUGAAGCAUCCUCUAUUGCUCGUCCCAUAGUCGUCAUAUUUCCCGCGGAACCCAACUUCACUCCGCCAAACUUUCAUACUAAGUAUUUUUUCUCUCUCUUCUCUUCUCUGCCAUGGCCCCCAAAUCCGACAGCGCUGAAGGUAUAGUACUCAACUUCGUCAACGAGCAAAAUAGGCCAUUAAAUGCCCAGAAUGUUGCUGAUGCGUUGCAAAAGUUCAAUCUCAAAAAGACUGCAGUUCAAAAAGCUCUUGAUUCACUCGCUGAUAGUGGGAAGAUUGCAUUUAAAGAGUAUGGCAAGCAGAAGAUCUACAUUGCACGUCAAGACCAGUUUGAGAUUCCAAACAGUGAAGAGCUUAAUCAGAUGAAGGAACAGAAUGCCAAAUUACAGGAACAAAUUAACGAACAGAAGAAAGCAGUUAGCGAGGUUGAGGGAGAAAUCAAAUCCUUACAGUCAAAUUUGACGCUAGAAGAUAUGCAAGCCAAGCUGGGAAGACUUAAGAUAGAGGUUGAGGAAAUGGAGGAUAAGUUGACUAAAUUGCGUGGAGGAGUCACCCUUGUGAAACCAGAGGACAGGAAGGCUAUUGAAGAUCUGUAUGUGAAUGCAAUUAGUCAUUGGAGAAAGCGCAAAAGGAUGUUCAAAGAUAUAUGGGAUACAAUAACUGAAAAUUUACCGAGGGAUCUAAAAGAGCUUAAGGAGGAACUUGGCAUUGAAUAUGAUGAAGAUGCUGGUCAGAGUUUGCAGUCUUUUUGUAAUUUGAUGCCACAAAGCAAAAAGCGGGGAAGAGGUCAGUAAAGUUCAUGCUGCAGUUAAUGCUGAAGUUUUACUAGUGGCUUGCGACAAAGUUCAUGGUAUAUAUUUUUGCAUUUGGGAAGUAUUGCACCAGAAUAGAUCAUUCACGUACGCUGGAUGCAGCUUUUUCCUCGUCAGUAAGUUCUACUAGAACUAUAAUUUGUAGUUGUAAAAGCAUUUGCACUUAUUAGUGUUUAUUAGCUUAUAUAUGCUUGAUAACUAUAGAGUCCUUUUUCAGUUGUACCAGAAAGAUCAGCUUCUCAUAGCUGAUUUCAUUAUCAAAUUAUGUACAGUAUCUUCAACAUAACUUAAGUAUACUGGAUUACUGGUUACCUACCCAAGAAACUUUAUCUGAACUUG